GCAGAGCAGGAGGAACAGGCAGCAUGAGCUUCAGCAUGGAGGAGAGAGGCAGAGACAACACGGCCGACUACAGACUUUACUUCAGAAACGCAGAGGGGAAAUACAUAUCUCCAUUUCAUGACAUUCCCAUCUACGCCGACGAGGCCGAGAACAUCUUCCAUGCUGUCGUCGAGGUUCCUAGAUGGACGAAUGCAAAGAUGGAGAUCGCGACUAAAGAUCCUCUCAAUCCACUGAAGCAGGACGUGAAGAAAGGGAAUCUGCGUUACGUCAGCAAUGUCUUUCCUCAUAAGGGCUACAUCUGGAACUAUGGAGCCAUUCCUCAGACGUGGGAGGAUCCAGGCCACCGGGACGAAGACACGGGCUGCUGCGGCGAUAACGAUCCCAUCGACAUCUGUGACAUCGGGAACAAGGUCUGCUCUCGAGGAGAAGUCAUCCGUGUGAAGGUGUUGGGGACUCUGGCGCUGAUCGACGAAGGAGAAACCGACUGGAAAGUGAUCGUCAUAAACCUGGAGGACCCCGAGGCUGAAGACUUCAACGAUAUCGAGGACGUCCGCAGACUGAAGCCUGGAUUCCUGGAGGCCACACUCGACUGGUUCCGGAUGUACAAAGUCCCAGACGGGAAGCCAGAAAACCAGUUUGCCUUCAAUGGGGAAUUUAAGAACAGGGAUUUCGCCAUUAAAACGAUUAAGGACACUCAUAGUUUCUGGAAAGCUCUGAUCUCCAAGAAAACAGACGCUGGAGAGCUGAACUGUAUGAACACCUGCGUCUCUGACAGUCCCUUCUGCUGCUCCGCCGGUGAAGCCCAAGCCGUUGUGGAUUCAGUGAGUGUUUUCUGUCUCGCACACAGAAUUAUAAUUCAGUCUCCAGAAGCAUCUACACGUUUGGGAACUUUUGAGCAUAAUGAACCUCUGAUUGCAUUCUUUUCCAACAAUACCAGAGGUCUGUUUGGAUUUAAUCGUCGUUUAUGCAACAGCAAAUUGUUUAAAGAUGACUUUGAUUGAUAUGA
This is a messenger RNA of Cyprinus carpio (common carp), 1006 nucleotides long. RefSeq names its product inorganic pyrophosphatase-like. The record is from RefSeq and is a predicted model, not a curated record. Gene Ontology annotation, biological process: phosphate-containing compound metabolic process. Gene Ontology annotation, cellular component: cytoplasm. The transcript is spliced from 9 exons. The coding region runs from base 24 to 1001 and encodes 325 amino acids. Gene Ontology annotation, molecular function: magnesium ion binding; inorganic diphosphate phosphatase activity. Lineage: Eukaryota; Metazoa; Chordata; Actinopteri; Cypriniformes; Cyprinidae.